AUUUAUAGUGUGAAUUAUUAUGACCUAUAUGCACUAUCACAAAAAGAAAACAUUUUUUCAUCCUUCGUCAUUUACUGAUAAGGAUUUGAUGAGUUAUAAGUGGAAUUUUUAGAUAAAAAAUUUGAUUUGUUCAGGGUUAGCGCAUUAAUAUUUUUUUAAAGACCAGCUUAUAGGAAGUGUGGAUUUCAAAAUCGUGAUGGAGAGGAAUAGAUAUUUAUUAGGGUAUUUCGUAUACAGUACCUUGGUCAUGUUAUCAAAAUCAUGUCAAACAACACCUCAUAAAGAUCAAUGUGGAAACAUGGGAAUCCUAUGGAACUGUAGUGGUCUUAAUAUAGACAGACUACCAAAUGAAAUACCCAGUCAAUUACAUGGCCGCAAUGUCACCUUGGAUUUGUCCUUCAAUAGAUUUUCUACACUAAACAAUGCUACAUUUGAAAAUUUGACAGAUGUGUCGGUUGUGACAUCCAUGAUUCUCAAUCACAAUUACAUUACAAAGAUAGAAAACGAAACCUUUUAUGAAUUUACAGACUUGUGUAGUUUGGACAUUUCAUAUUGUCACCUUACGAACAAUUGCAUAGAAGCAGGUGCCUUCUCUCGAUUAUCAAUCAAGUACCUAAACAUUGAUCAUAAUAAUUUUAAAAAUGAACACAUGUACCCGGAUGUUGCACUUUCUGCACUUCAGUCUUUGCGUAGCCUGGAUAUAGACAUUUUUGAAAAUUUUGAAUUUACAACACCAUUUGAAAACCUAACAAAUUUGUCUGACAUAAAGUUUAAUAUUCAAAGUGAUUUCACUUUAUCAAAUACAUCAUUUUUAGGACUCAAAAGCUCUAAAAUCCGACAACUUAAUCUCAAUUUUGCAAAUUAUGUGUAUUGUGACGUUACCGAAGAUCUGUUUUGUUCCUUUCCCUUUCUUACAGAUGUUUUCAUUAAUUUCGGCGGGAAAUGUGACGUGACUUCAGCAUUACGCUCUCUUAAAUGUCUUCAACAUCGAAAUAUAAAUAACAUUACACUUUAUAAAAACAAGAAGAAAAUUGAAACAAGUGUGAUUAUUCUAAAUGAUACUUUACUUGAGAACGUUGUCAAUAUCUGCAUUCGAAAAUUGUUUUUGAUUGAAAACAGCAUUGCAUCUAUAACAAAGAAUAUUCAUAACACAACAUUAUGGAACUGUUUAGAGGAAUUGGAUCUAAGCAAAAACGAUUUGCAUGUUAUGGAUUUUUCAGUAGCUGAAACCUGGUUCUCUGCACCUAAAUUGAAAUAUCUGAAUUAUUGCUGCAACGAUCCGUAUUGUCCAAAGAACAGCAUUGCUGAUGAUGAAGUACAAUACACAUAUCGAGGUGGUGUAUAUAUCACUCUAACUUUACCAGAGACACUAGAGGUACUUGAUAUCUCAAACAAUCGCUUACACAACGUGGAAGAAAAAAAUCGUUAUAAAAUUGUUGGCGAAAGUUUGAGGAUAUUUAACAUCCGGGCAACUAAUUUUCCACUGGGAAACGUCUAUCAAUUCGAUUUUCCGUCGUUAAAGACUCUUGAUCUAUCAGGUAAUAAAUUUGUUGAUGUUCACGCCGAUUUAUUCCAGUCUUCUUUAGGUAUUCAAAAUUUAUCUCUCAACGAUGUUGACUUCAAGUUUUCUACUCUAAAUUCUGAAAAUAUAUUCAGGAAUAUGAAAAAUCUCUCUCACCUAUAUUUUUCAGAAAACAAUUUGAAUUUACUUCCAACAACUUUUUUCAUUGACCAGAAAGAAUCUUUGAAAGAAAUAAAUCUUGAUCACAACCGAUUUUUUAAUAUUCCGGACUCAUUAAUGUAUUUGCAAAAUUUGAAAAAGAUAUCUUUACGAAACAAUUUGAUAUCUGAGUUUUCUAAAAAUGAUCAAAAAAUUUUUGAAACUCUAAACAAUGUAUCACUCUAUUUGGAAGGGAAUCCAAUUUCUUGUAUUUGUUCAAGUUUGAAAUCUCUAAUCUGGAUCAAAAAUAACAAGCAUCUCUUUGCUGAUUUGAGUAGAAUCUCAUGUGCAGGAAGUAGAAAUUUAAUUACUCACUUACUUAAUAAUGAUCAAAUCUGGAGAAAAUAUCAACUAGAAUGUCAAACAGAAACCUGGCUCAUCGUCUCUGUGGUAUUUAUCGUGUUGACGUCAACUAUACUUCUGAUAUCCUUUACUGUGCAGAAAUACCUAGUACAUGUCGAAUAUGUCAUAUUAAGACUUAAAAAUAGAUGCAAAGAUGUGCGUCUCGGAUUCAGAAAAAAUAAUUAUAUCUAUGACGUUUUUGUGUCGUAUGGUGAGGAAGACUAUGCCUGGAUUAUUCGUUAUCUUCAUCCAAAAUUAGAAAGCUUAAAUAUAAAGGUGUGGCUUAAGGACAAAGAUUCUAUUCCAGGAGAAUGGGAGGCAGAAGAAAUAGUUAAAUGUAUAAAUGAAAGUCGAAAAGUGUUGUUUGUGAUCACUGAAUGUUUUCUGGAGAGUGGUUGGGCCUCCUACGCUGUCCAGAUGGCGGUUACUCACGCCUUCCAUAACCAGCGUCAGAGUUCCAUUGUUGUCAUCAUCAAAGACGAUAUACCAUUAGAGAGACUCCCAAACGAUAUCAAAAAUAUAUGGUGGUGCAUUGAAUAUUUAAGGUGGUCCAUAGAAGAUGAAAAUAAUGAUUCGAUAAUGUUUAAGUUAUCAAGUUUGCUAAAACCUGUUGCUGCAUAA
Saccostrea cuccullata (small rock oyster) is the source of this 2683-nucleotide messenger RNA. Its product is annotated as toll-like receptor 2. The record is from RefSeq and is a predicted model, not a curated record. Gene Ontology annotation, biological process: inflammatory response; immune response; toll-like receptor signaling pathway. The transcript has 2 exons. Gene Ontology annotation, cellular component: plasma membrane. Bases 197 to 2683 code for a protein of 828 amino acids. Lineage: Eukaryota; Metazoa; Mollusca; Bivalvia; Ostreida; Ostreidae. Gene Ontology annotation, molecular function: protein binding; transmembrane signaling receptor activity.